This is a messenger RNA of Lodderomyces oxycetoniae, 1266 nucleotides long. RefSeq lists its product as uncharacterized. Gene Ontology annotation, molecular function: rRNA (guanine) methyltransferase activity; RNA binding. Gene Ontology annotation, biological process: rRNA methylation. The transcript has a single exon. Bases 1 to 1266 code for a protein of 421 amino acids. Gene Ontology annotation, cellular component: mitochondrion. Lineage: Eukaryota; Fungi; Ascomycota; Pichiomycetes; Serinales; Debaryomycetaceae. The record is from RefSeq and is a predicted model, not a curated record.
AUGAUUUCAUUGCUAUUACAGGCAAGUGAGAUAAGGCCGUAUUUGAAGCCACACCAUCCUAACAAAAAGAAUGAACCAAGGUCGUUUCAGAAGAAUCUACCAUAUACCAAAGUAGAAGUCAAGCCAUGGGAGGAACUAGGUAUCACCAAGGAAAGGUUUUUCAAGAGGAAGUAUGGAAAGAUGAGUGACUGGAGAUGGAAAAUUAUGCAGGAAAAAAUAGCUCGGCAACGGAGGUACCGAGGAAUGAAAAAAACUCACGAAGAACAGAAACUAAAGGAAGAGAAGGAUGCAAUGGAUGCAAUGGAUGAAUCUGGCAGACGGAGACGUAAUCUUGAUGGUUUAAGUGCUCAAGAAAUCAUGUACAAUCACAGAAAGGCCGAUAAUGGAACAAUAAGGCCUGGAACAUAUGGAACAUUUUUUGAAUAUGUUUAUGGUACACACCUGGUCAAAUCCGUCCUUCUUGCUAGAAAGCGUCUGAUUUUUGGAUUGUAUACGUUCAAUUGCGAAGAUUCUAGUAUCAUUGAAAAAGCAAAAAUAGAAUAUGGAGUAAAAGUGCAGAGUGUUCGGGAUAAAAAUGCCUUAAAUAUACUUACCAAAAACGGUGUACAUAAUGGAGUAGUGUUGAAGACCAAGUCCUUAGUUGUGCCGUACGUGAAGGAAGUCGGGCGUGCUGAAAACCGUGACUAUACAUUGAUGGUGGAGGAUAAAUAUGGGGACACUGAUGUGAUUGUGGAAGAAGUAACGAGAUGUCGAAACCUUAAAGAGGAUGGUGAAGAAAAAUAUCCCCUUGCGUUAUACUUGGAUGAAAUUACCGAUCCCCAGAAUAUCGGGUCUAUAUUGAGAAGUGCAUACUUUUUUGGAGUUGACUUUGUAGUGAUACCUAGCCAUUCGAGUGCAAAAUUGGGCCCUGUUGCGAAUAAAGCUUCGUCGGGGGCAUUGGAUUUGAUGAACAUUUACCAAGUAGAGAAAAGUUUGAGUUUUUUAGAGAAUGUUAAGAAAAAUGGAUGGACUGUUAUUGCCACUAGCGCGAAACCCGCCGAGUCAAGCUUUAGGAACAAGUUUAUUGAUUUGAAAAGCCUCAAGACUGCUUUGCAAAGGACUCCUGUUAUGUUAGUGAUUGGUAGCGAGGGAAAAGGUGUAAGAACAAAUAUCAAGUUGACCAGUGAUUAUUUAGUUGGUAUACCACAACUUGGAGAAAAUGACAAGAUUGUUGAUUCGUUGAAUGUGGGAGUAGCUACAGGAAUCUUGAUCCAAAGUUGCUUAUAG